UUAAGUAGCAAACAUCAAUUGACCGUGGACGCUGAUCAUGAGCUUUCCACUGAUGUUCUACUCAUCGCUACCUUUUGUGACUACUUACCUUUCCAAACCAAGUCUACGUCUGUGAACAUGAUUGCAAUGCCGCUUCCGGUCGUUCCGGCCGCUCGCUCGACAAUCGCUCCUCCCAGAUCCACGACCUGACCUCCCUCCUCCCUUUAAGCCUCGGUCGGUCAGCGUAUCGAGAGAGGACUUAUCGCGCGAUGACAUCGAACCGUUUGCUCUCCUCCCUCGCACAUUCAUCCCUUUCCUUCUGCAGUCUACCAUCCCCGGUCAUGCGCUAUGGAUGGCCCGCUCCUAGGCAGACCCUUCUGACCUACGCGAAAGAACACGGCUUGAUCCUGAUGAUGCGCAGACGCAACCGAACGCUUCCUGACGAGUCUGACGGGGAGAGCAGUGAUGAUGACGCCAACGAGUCAUCCACUGACGACGGCACAAAGAGCAUAAAGACCGAUGAUAACUCAUCUAGCAAGGGAGGUGACGAAUCAGAUGGGAGUAGAACGGCUAUUGUCGAGGAGACUUCCAGGACCUUCAAGCGGUUGCCGCCGCUCUUUACGAGGACGGAUGUUGACGAACCAGCAUCCAUGGUAGCUGCCUUGGGACAUAUCUUCACUCGGCUUACAACAAAGGACGGUUUGCGGCUCCCUGCGGCUAUGAAUAUAUUCCUCACUCUGCAGCACGGCGGAGGCGAGCGUCAACUCAUAUCGGUGUACACAAAUUACCAUCUCCUUCGUAAGGACCUCCCUCGCCUGAGGAUAUCCAGACGUUCGGAGAUGCCGUGGGGAUCACGACGGCGCCGAAGUGGUAUAUCGACCAUGAUAAGUACGAAUGGCAGUCGGUCAGGAACCCAUACCGACGGUAAUACCACCUUGCACGACACAUCUCCCAUCUUUUCUCGAGUUCUUCUGAAUCCCUAUGCUUACCGGUUGCGGACAUGAGCUUGUGUAUCUAUACUCUGUCUCCACAUCGUGAGUGGCAUCCCACCCACUGCGGGUCCAUCGCACGCAAA
This is a messenger RNA of Fomitopsis serialis, 1054 nucleotides long. RefSeq lists its product as uncharacterized. NCBI's taxonomy places the organism in Eukaryota, Fungi, Basidiomycota, Agaricomycetes, Polyporales, Fomitopsidaceae. Bases 249 to 983 code for a protein of 244 amino acids. The record is from RefSeq and is a predicted model, not a curated record. The transcript has 3 exons.